Molecule: messenger RNA, 8387 nt
Organism: Bemisia tabaci
Lineage: Eukaryota; Metazoa; Arthropoda; Insecta; Hemiptera; Aleyrodidae
Product: fatty acid synthase
Biological process (GO): fatty acid biosynthetic process
Molecular function (GO): oxidoreductase activity; fatty acid synthase activity
Source: RefSeq, a predicted model, not a curated record
AUGUCACUCCGUCAUCAACCGCUUCCCGCACGUGUCGCCGGAAAGCAGGGUGCGUCCUCUCGCGGUUUCUCUCCGGGAGCUUUUUCCAAGUCCGCGCUUUCGCGAGAUCCGGCGCCGGGUAGUGUCCGUCCCUCUUCCGCGGUUCUCUUUCGUCGCUCCUCAUGUCCUGUGUCCGUCUCUUGAGCCGUCGAGCGUAGUCUAGUUUCCGACUGCUGAUCCCUCUACGAAACGAAAGUAUGAGUGAAAAAUUUGAAGUCGUCAUCUCCGGUAUAGGUGGACAUUUCCCGGAAUGUAAUAAUGUAGACGAGUUGACAGAAUUUUUAUUCAACAAAAAGAAUGGAAUCACAGUUGAUUCGCGACGAUGGACACCUGGUGAAUUAAAUGCGCCAGCAGCAAUUGGCAAACUGAAAUACAUUGAUCGAUUUGACUCGUUAUUCUUUGGAAUCCAUCGUAAAUUAUGUGAGAGUCUCGAUUCUUUAACCAGACAUAGUUUGGAGCGUGCAAUUGAAGCCAUUAUUGAUGCUGGAAUAUGUCCUUCAGACUUACAUGGAUCCAAUACCGCCGUCUUAAUGGCUUCAACUGUCAGUGAAUCAGAAUUUUUCUCCAUUUUUGAUUCUAAAGAUACUGGUUUUGGCAUUCUGGGACACAAUCGUGCUAUGCAAGCCAACAGGGUUUCAUACUCUCUAAAUUUAUAUGGACCUAGUUAUACCAUGGAUUCCACAUGGACGGGCGGUACUCAGGGUCUCUCCUUGGCAAAAACGCUGAUUGAAAAUGGACACGUCAACGCAGCAAUCGUAGGCAUCGCCAAUCUGAUUUUGCAUCCGACCAUCUCUCUACAGUUCCAGAGUAUGGGCAAGCUGACGACCGGGGAAAGAACGAAGUCGUUCUGUGCAGACGCCGAUGGAUACAAUAGAGCAGAAGGCUGUGUGGUGCUCUUCCUACAAAGAGCUUGCGAAGCGCGGAGAUCAUACGGCACUGUCAUCUCUGUGAACAAUCAGUGUUUCGGAGAUCGUGAUAGUAUGUAUGUUGAAGACUCAGGCCCUCAUUUGAAGGAAUUAUUAACACAGUCGUACAAGAAGAGUGGAAUAGACCCAAAAACUGUUGGAUUUGUCGAAGCAGAAGGAUCAGCAUGUAAGAGGAUUGAUGCGAUGGAGCUAAAUGCAAUGGCAGAUGUAUUCUGCCCUGAUGACAGGAAAGAUCCUCUACUAGUCGGCUCGAUUAAAAGCAACAUUGGACAUACCGAAGCUGCGUCUUCUUUAGUCUCACUGACAAAAGCGAUCAUUGCCCUUGACACUGGUUUCAUUCCUCCUAACAUCAACUAUGACAAUCCAAACAAUGAUGUUCCUGCCAUUUCAAACUAUAAAAUUAAGGUUGUAAGUGAAAAAACUCCCCUAACAAGUGAUCUUGUGGGUGUUACUUCAUUUGGUCUCUGCUGUAAUUAUAGUCAUUCGAUUCUAAGACGAAACCCAAAAGCCAAGAAACCCAAACUCCUUCCUCAUGAGAUGUUCCCUGAUGAGCUGCCUCGUCUCCUCCUCCUGUGCGGGCGCCACGAGGAAGGCGUUCGUGAAAUGUUGAAAGUUGUCGAGAGCCAUGGAUCAGAUGAGGAGUAUGCUGCUCUGAUUCACCAUGCUUUCCGGAAAAACAUCCUCAAUUAUAAUUACCGAACGUUCACCAUGAUGCCGAACUUGAAAGAAGAAAAGGAAAAAGAACAUGAGAUUGCGCAAUUACCCGGAGGGAAUAAGCGGCCAUUGUGGUUUGUCUUCUCUGGAAUGGGCUCGCAAUGGCAUGGAAUGGGAACUCAGUUGAUGAAGAUUCCCCUAUUUGCGCAAACGAUAGAGAAGCUGCAAAGAAUACUGGAGCCACGAGGCGUAGACCUGAAGCACAUUUUAACAAGCACUGACAGAAAGUUGUUCGAUAACAUAUUGAAUUCCUUCGUUGGAAUUGCUGCCAUACAGAUUGGUCUAGUCGAUAUUUUGAAUGCUUUGCAAAUUUUUCCAGACGGUAUCGUUGGCCACUCGGUCGGAGAGUUGGGCUGUGCCUACGCUGACGGUUGUUUUACAGCCGAAGAGAUGAUCUUGUCUGCUUACGCCAGAGGUAGAGCCUCCAUCGAGACGGAGCUGAUCCACGGAAAAAUGGCUGCCAUUGGAAUGGGUUAUCAAGAAAUAAAAGAUGAGCUUCCUCCUUCAAUUGAAGUCGCUUGUCAUAAUGCAGCUGAUAGUUGCACAUUAUCUGGUCCCUCUGACGAUGUUGAAGAAUAUGUAGCAGUCUUGAAGGAGCGGGGAGUCUUUGCCAGAGCCGUUAAUGUCUCGGACAUUGCAUAUCACAGUAGAUAUAUUUCUCCUGCUGCUCCCAAACUUCUGAAAUAUCUGAAGGAGGUAAUUUUGGAGCCGAAACCAAGAUCCAAAAGGUGGAUCAGCAGUUCUAUCCCGGAGACAGAGUGGGGAUCACCAUUAGCAGCAACUAGCUCACCAGAGUAUCACACAAAUAACCUUCUUAGUGCUGUUCUUUUUGAAGAAGCAAGCAAACACAUUCCCAAGAAUGCAAUUGUAAUCGAAAUCGCUCCUCAUGGAUUGCUACAGGCAAUUUUAAGAAGAUCCUUGGACUCGGAGUGCACUAACAUACCUCUAACUCAAAGGAACAACAAGAAAGCUUUGUACUUCCUCAUGACUGCAAUCGGAAAGAUGUACUUAGCUGGACUUGAGCCUCAAAUUGAGAAUUUGUACCCUCCAGUCCAGUUCCCUGUUUCAAGAGGUACUCCGUCUCUCAGCACGCUGGUAACUUGGGAUCACCAUGAACAGUGGUCCCUUGGCAACAUGAUGACAGUGAUUGGGAUAAUUCCAGGAGAACGCUUCAUCAAUAUUAAUCUAAAUGAUGAUCAGCUUUUCCUUUGUUUCAAACUUCGGGAUCGUUAUGUUUUACCCUCAGCUGCUCUUCUGUUCUAUGUUUGGGAAACGCAGAAAUUGAUCAACAGCAAUCAGCUUGACCAUCCAAUCAUGUUUGAAAAUCUGCAGUUCUUUAAGAACGUUGAAAUUCCUAACAAAUCUGUGCUCCAUUUAUUUUUGCUUUACCAGCGAGGAAGUGGUGACUUUGAGUACUACUGGAAUGACGAGCUCAUUUGCAAAGGCAAACUUAGUUUAUGGGAGGGAAAGACUGACUCUCUGAGCGUUGAAACAGAUAUAUUAACAGCCAGUGAAGUCCAACCGAACAUCAGUAUAUCCUCCGACGAAAUCUACCAGCUUCUAGAAGGAAGUGGCUACCACAUCGAUAAGAAGUGGCAAACCAUCAUCAGGCAAUCGUUUUAUGAUGACGAAUGGCACGGAGUCGUAACAUGGAAGGAUAACUGGAUUGUCUUCUUAGAUUCUCUUCUGAAAUUGUCGAUUUUAAAAGAAAUUGAAAGCGGUGGCAAAAUGGUUAAACUAACUGAAAUUCAACAGCUGAUCAUCAACCCAACAGUGUUCAAUAAACCUUUAAAAGAUUUCAACACAGUUUAUCAUUUAAUCAGCAACACUCUAAAAUGUGAAGGAAUCUUUAUCAAUGGAGCUAAAGCAACUUCUCUGGAUAUCGCACCGUAUCCUUCAAUACUCAAGCUUGAAUCUCAACAGUUCAUGCCAGCAGAUAAUUUGAACCUGAAGGACGAGAAAGACUUUGUUGCCUUCUGCGUGCAGAUGAUGGUAGAUUGUUGUAAUCAAUCCAAAGAAUUCAAUGAGAAAUUGAAAAUAACCGUUCUGGAGGUGCAAAAUGGAAUUCAGAUCCGAGUCCUCAUCCCAUUUAUUGAGAGCAUCCUUCAAAAACAGUCCAACCUGGAGACGUAUUUCAAAAGAAUGGCUGUGGAUGACAUGAACGAAGACUUUUACUCCGGAAAAGACUCUGAUAGUUGUCACUUUCUGGUGACUGGCCAUUAUCACUUUUUUGACGCCCUGUCAGUCCUCGAGCACAAACGCAAUGGUUUCCUUCUCGUGAGAAUACCCACCGAUGAACCGAUGUUCUUGUUCGUAGCACCGAAGUUGCAGAAAAUAGCAGAGAACUCCACAGGAAAGGAGAGAUUGAUCCUGUAUCGUUAUGUCAAUAGUGUUCUUAAUCCUCGGUUGCACUACAGUGUGGUAAAUGCAUGGAGCCAUCCCGAUUGGAUCAACGAAACCCAAGGGAAGUUGAACGAAGCUGCGGAGGAGAAAGCUCUGGUAUUCAUGGUCGUUUAUCGGCAGCCUGACUAUGGAAUCCAGCUUUUCAUCAAAGAAAUGGCAAAGUUGCAGUUUUCCCAUCUGCUCAGGUAUGUUUUUAUACUGGACAAAACUGCACCCCACUUCUCUUUCAGCAACAUCUUCUAUCGCAAAGAACUACUCAAAGAUCUGCCGGUCAACAUUUACUUCAACGGAAAGUGGAGUUUCCUCAAGAAGAGCACAAUCAAAGAUGCCAUCCAGCACUUCUACCCGGACGAAGAACCUCGCAUUCAUUUCUCUGCCUCGAUGUUCGAAGGUGUGGCUGUUCACUAUCUAGGAGUCAACGUCAAGAAUUUAUCGUUGGAUAGGAGUUGGAAGAAUCUGGAGCUUGGUGCCUUGGAGUGCUCUGGGUACACUCCGGAGGGCAAAGCCGUGAUGGGGUUGGUGAAGUUACCCGUUGUGCCGAGGAAAUUAGUCCCGGACCAGAGAUUGUCUUGGCAUGUUCCCUCCACUUGGACCAUGGAGGAUGCGGUAACAGUGCCGUUGGACUAUUCCUUGGCAUAUUUUGCCUUACUAUCGGUAGCCGAUCUCCUGCCAGAACACAAAGUGUUGAUCCAUGCUGGGCUCAGCACCAUUGGUCAAGCGAUGUUAUCAGUUGUCCAUAGUGAAGGAGCCGUGGCAUUCACCACUGUCCCGCAUGCAGCAGCCCACGCAGCACUAAGCAAAUUAUGUCCGUUUAUUCCAAAAGAAAAUAUUCUCGAUACUUCUGAUCCUCAUUGGGAGCUGAAGCUCAGGUUCAUGACAAAAGGGAGCGGUGUAAACAUAGUUGUGAACUGUCUGAGUGGAACUAAAACGUUUGCGUCAGUUCGAUGUCUAGCUGUACAUGGGAAAUUUUUACAAAUGAGUUCCACCGAUUCAUAUAAUAAAGAGCAACUUGGUAUGGGAUGUUUCCUGGCUGCUUUGCAGUUCUACAGCAUCAGUCCCAACAGACUGUUUGACAUUAAGGAAAGUGACAAGGACAAAAUUCAUUCCCUCGUCCAAAAAGGAAUCGAUACUGGGGUAGUUCGGCCAUUGAAACGGAAAGUAAUUCCUGGGCCGUGCUCUGGUGAAAAGGCAAUCGAAGCCUUGAUGAGCUCGAGUCAAGAAUAUGGUACGCACAAAGUAGUUUUGGCGCUCCAGAGCGAAAAAUCUGAAACGAAACAGCUACGCUGUAAGCAUUUGAAAGAGAAAUUUUACUUCGACCCAGAUAAAAUGCAUUUAAUUCUCGGUGGAAAAUCAGGCUCUUGGCUGGAACUUGCGGACUGGCUUGUAAGUAGAGGUGUGAGGAAGUUGACCAUUGCCGCAGACAAACAUGGAAUGUCAAGCUCAGUGGCGCGCAAGUUCAACCUCCUCUUGGUGCAAUAUCCAGGAACGGUAAUACAAAUGGCGUCCACAUUGAAAAUUUCCUCUGUUCCAGAAACAAUUCAGUUCCUGAAAGAUAUCACCAGCAUUGCUCCCUUAUCAACAGUAUUUUUCUUGAAACUCAACAACGCCAGUAAUAAAGUAAGGAAUCUGCACGAAGCCCUGGAGGCUCUCUCUAUGGAAACGCUUUUUGUUUCCUUACUCAGUGGUGGAGUUGAAGAGUGCUAUAUCAGGAAGCAGUAUAAGCAACCCUGUCUAUGCAUACUCCCAGAGAGCAAAAUGCCCGUAAAAACUAGUCGCGUGCUGGCAGUUUUAGAUGAACUGCUGCUUAAAACUUGCAUGAAAUCCAACGAACCUGCAAUUGUCACCCUCUCGGAACAUCAACUGAGUGGAGACCUAGAUGUUGAUAUUGCAUCUCUUCAUGUCUCGUGGCAUCUUCCAUCAUCAUUGAACGAUCUUGUUCAGUUCCGCAGCUGUCUUGCAGAAGAGCCGAAGUUCGAAGAGGUUCCCACGCGAAGUCUCAAAUUCAAAGACGCGAAAGGAACACUACCAUUUUUCAUAAUCCCCGGGCUGAAUUCAUCCUGCCUUGAAAAACUAUAUCGUAGGCUUGCACAUCCAACUUUCGUCGCAAAAUUGCCUCUCGUGAUGGACUCGAUCGAAAAUACAGCGGAGCAACUUGUUCGUAGCAUGAAACAGAUUCAAGACUCAAUAUCGUACACAAUUAUCGGGGAUUCUUGGGGAGGAGCUUUGACUCUUCAAAUCGUUCACUUGCUAGAAUUAGAGGGUAAAAGAGUGAUGACGUAUUUGUUAGAGGGUGCGCCUGAAACAGGGCAAAAUUGGGCACGGUCGUUAUUUACAGACGGAGCCAGUCCUCGGAAACUCAUGUCUCGGUAUUGGACCAUGUCGGAGGAGACAAAAAAAUUGCUCGCUGCGGAAUCAAAUUUAGAUGCUCAGUUGGACUACCUGCUGCAAAACGAGACGAAACAACGACAGCAGUGUUUGAAAGAAAGCUUCUCUGGGCUUCUCCAUCUAAUUCUUUGCUUACUGAAGUACAAGCCCCCAGCUGAGAAAAUCAAUAACAAAAUUAUGCUGUUCAAGUGCAAAGGAGCUUUAGAAAGUGAUAGCUGUGGUUUAGCGGAAAUCUCUGGUAGCCCGGUGUCGAUUCAUAUAAGUAACGAAUCGGAUUAUGAGAGCAUGGUUUCCUGCGAGUCCACAGUCAUCAUAAUCCAUGAGGAAGCAGGCUUUGAAUAUCCAGAUUCUGCCAAUCGGGAUGUUAGUAUCGGAAUCAACAAGGUCAUGGACACCAUUGAUCGCCAUUUUUCCUAAAGUGUCUCUUAAGCGUUAGCUUUUCAAUAUCUUUCCUUGUUUCUUUCAUGCGUUUGUUUUCAAGUGAGAAAAUCACGAAAAAGCGAACUGAACAAACUCAACAGGUCAGAUUGAUCGUGAUUAUUUUGAUACGUCCAGUUCUUGGCGUUGCUAUUUCAAUAAAUAUAAUCAAUUCAUUAAGUCAAUUUAUAAUCGGAAAAAUUCCUAGGUGAAAGUUUAAAAUUGAUCAAAAUCAAAUGAUUUUUGUCAUAUUUUGAAAAUUCAACCCAUUGUCUUGUCGAUUACUUUUUUGGAUUUUUUUUGGGGGGAUUUUUUUUCAUCUUAAUUGCAUUCCAUCUGUACCCUAGUUUAAUUGAUUUUUAAUCAUUGCUCAGCAAAUUUUAGUGUUUUUUUCAAAAAAUGUCUUUAAUUUUGCUAGAAUAAAUUUCCCUGAAAAGUGUGAUCCUUCUACAGAUUGCUGUCUCUACACUAAACAUGCUUUGACUAUUUUUCUUCAAUAUUGCACAUCAGAAAAAAAUUAUGAGGUUUAUUGUGAACGGGUUAAGUUCUCUAAACAAAAUUUCUUCAUCACUUACCUAAGUGUAUUACUUUCCUGAAAAAUAGUAUUUUUUUUUCAUUCUUGAGUGUGAGAAAAGCUUCAUCGAGAAAUGCAUUUUUUAUGUAUUCUUCUUACUUCUUGUCAUAAUGAUUUACGAAUCCUUACAUUUUUAGUGAAUAUUCUUUUCUGAAGUUUUUUUGAAUUCUCAAACAGAAAUUGGUUUAAUGUGAAUUUUUUAAAACAAUUCAUUUUUCAAAUUUCAUCCGGGUUAUUUAGAAAAGCCUAUCUGCAGAUUUAUUAAUUAUAAAAUGUGUACGUCUAUUCCAUUACUCAUCUUCUGUUGCAUUUCGUUCUUGUUACAGACAGUUAAUCAUUUUUAAUUUUUUUAAGUGCUGUGUUUAAUAUUUUUCCCCUAACUCAAUGAAAAUUUACUGUGAGGGCCAAGUCAGUUUUUCUUUCUUUUCUAAAAAAAAAGAAAAAAAGUAUGAAAUGUGGCAUUUUUGAUAGACUUUGAUAAAGAUAUUCUUCCAACUGGAUGGAAGUCUAAUGAUCUGUUUCUUGUCUGUCAGUAAUUUUGGAGCAGUGCCUUGAUCCACAUAAGCACCAGUUUACACUUGCAGUAACCACCAAAGUGCGAGUGAGCCUGUAUCACCGCAACGCAGCAUCUUUGCUGCACCAUAGCUAGAGAGCUCAGGAAUCAUUUAAAAUGGUAUUUUUUUACAAAUAUGACCAAUGAAAAAGUUCAGAAAUAAUUCAGUGAAAAUUAAUGUUCAAAUUUUGCGAAAUUUGUACCUAUAGUACUUAAGCACUACCAACAGGCACUCCUUUUAAAAAUUGAAAUCCUAGAAAGUGCGUUAUGUAAUUUAUGAAUAUGCAAUUCACAUUUUCGUGUAAUAUUAUCUUCAUGAAUUAAUAACUCAUUGCUACGCCAUCAAACACUCAUAAUAUAUUCUCGUUUAACCAAA